GAAGUGCGAACCCACCACACUAUCUAUGUAGGUCGAUAAUUCUUACCACUUUUUAUAAAUAAAAUUCAUAGUCGAUACCUAAUCGUACAACGUAUGCCCCGAGAAAAAAUCGAAAUCGAAAAUUCAACCGAUUCAAUUCAAAAUUUGAUCCUUUUCGAAUGGAUCGUGUAUGCUAACGGUCAUGAAUAAAAGUGGCAACGUUGCUUUUCGCUUGUUUAGGUUGCGGUGUUGCAGAUACUCGAUGAACGGGUAUCACAGUGUAUCCUCGUUUCUGGCAUUUAUCGCAAAUAUAACGUAUUUUUAUAAGACAAAGAACAUGUGCAUCACUGAUUGAAGACCGUCAGCACUAUAAUUAAUGGAUAAAUGAUGUAGCCGCAAUAAUAAGAAAAUGCUACUUCUACGACAUGAAAGUUAAUAUUAAUAACAUACAGUAUUAAGUAACGUAAAGAUAGGGCAGAAGUGGGGGAAACCGUAAAUGUGACCUUUUUGUAACUUCAAGUGUUCGAUCGACUUAAAAAUGAAAGAUUAGAUUUUUACUGUGCGCGUCGCUGCCUAUGUGAACGUGUCUAACGUAAAAACAUUGUAUAUUAGAAUUUAUUUGCUUUACUUGAUUAGAAAUUGGUUUACUUGGGGGCGAAUCAUGACGCCAUAUUGGACGACGUCGUGUGUAAUCGUCGAAUUUCGUGAGGACGCAUGUCGGGGCCUAUGUUCAGCUGUACUCGUUCAAUAGACUAGUCUACCGACAAUCCCGCCUUUCUGAACAUAAGCUUCCAUAGUUGAAAUUGUAUUUAUUUGGUAGUCUUUUAACGUGGUUGCCCAUUCAUGAUAUUUGUGUUGUGUAUUUCUGCUUGAUUUCGUAUUAACUAGAUUUGUUACUUGUUCGAAUCUUUGGGUUUUAAUUAUGUUGGUGACACGACAUACGAAUUUUAUAUUUUCUGUAUUAUAUAUUUUUUUAGAGUGCUAUAAAUAAAAAAGCAGACGAUCAUUUUCACUAAGUAAUCAACAAUAUAGAUAUCUAUUAAUUUGGACAAUAGGGUACACGUGUAAUACAGUAAAUGUUAGAUAUACGGUUUCAGUCGGCCAUUUCUGUUAGUUGAGUACUUAUGGGCCAGGGACGACUUAUGUUGGCGCGUCAUCGAGGGGCCCAAAUUGUUUAUCCUUAUUUAUACUAAAAGAGAACUUAAUUCUGUAACAUAAAUCAUAUAAAUCGUGAUUAAAACGGUGCAAUAACUUUAUACCCAAAUUAUAUUGUUAAUACAAUUAUGACACCCAGUGGAUUACAUUGAUUUGGAAAAUCCAUCAGAAAAUAUUAAAUUUCGGAGAUAAAUGGGUGACCUGUGACAUUAUCUUGCAUAUCUUACCUUUUUUUACGAUGGAGGCUUUAAGAAGUGAUUCUGUACAUACAACUGAGUCUAUACAUUCAUUGUCUUGUAUCAAUACACAUCAUAUUGAUGAAUUAUCAAAAGAAAAAGAAGAUGAGCUAUUAUAUGGAGGUGAUGAUGGUGAUGAAGAAGACGCACUUUCGGAUGAUAGUAUGCGUUUAAGAUUGUCUGAUGAUGAUGAGGCUGAGCCAGAUGAUAUUUUAACAUCUGUCUUAGAUAACAAAGAAGAUAAGCCAAAAAAUAAAACAAUUGAAGUGACAUGUGAAAACAGUAUAGAUGUACAAGCUUCUCCUGUUCCUGAAAAAAAUGAAAUGAAGAAUAACACAACUCCUUCGAGGGAAAAAAAGGAAGAGGAACAUUGUUCAGGUAAUGUUUCCAUGGGUGACAAACUAUUAACACAUCAUGCAAAGGAUACCAAAAGAAAUAUAAAUGGAUUGAUGAGGCCACAAAUGAUUAAUGUCAUGCCUCGUUAUCCAUGGCCAAAUUAUAAGUUUCAAUGGAGGUUUGCAAGUACCCCCCGUGCUCGCUUUCCCUAUAUUGAUCAUUUUCGUUAUAUCAGGCAUCGGUAUUUGACACCUAGAGGACAAUUUAGAAAUCCAUAUGAUUACAAUACUAGAUUUCACAAUGCAUUUGUUCCUUUUGAAAAAGGAAGAGACAAUGGAAUGUUUAAUUCAUAUAACAAGUUAAUGUAUUAUAGAGAACAAACGAGAGCUUACAAACCUUCUCCUAUGAAGAGAUUUAAUACUAAAAGUGAUGUUGACCAAACUGUUAUGUCUCCUUCAGAUGCAAACAUAUCUUCAAGAACUGAAGCUGAUACCAGUAUCAAGGAUGAAAGCUGUAUUGAUAAAAAUAUUGAAACAUGUAGUGAAUUAGUUAUCAAAUCUUCAAUCAGUAGUAAACAAAUUAAUGAUGAUUCAAGUAAAUUACCAAAUGAAAUUUUGAAAAAUGUUAAAACUGAAGAUUUGAACAAAGAAACUUUGUCUGACACUGUUUGUGUCAGUAACUCUUUGGUAUCGGAGCAUGAAACAAAAAUUGUGCAAGGGAAUACAAUGAUACAAUCUAGUGAUGUAGAAUGUAAAAAUAAUAAAUCUAUUAAUACCGAUACUUCUAAUGAGUCCUCUAAUAAAGAAAUUACAAAUUCAUUAAUAAAUUCCCAGGAUGACAAUAAGGAAAGUAUGAAAGAAAAAGGAAAUACUGAAACAGGUAAUUCACAUUCUGAUUGUAAUGAUUUACAGAAUUUUGACAAUUUUAAUAUAUUGGAAAAAUUAUUAACCAAAGGCCCAAAAAAUUUGUCUGGUGAUGAAGAUGUCAAAUUUAUUGAAGGGAAUAAUGAAAAUAAUAAAACAAAGGAUGUCACGGUUAAAACAACAGCCACUUUGGAUCUAAGCGAAAAAAAAGGAGCUGAACAAAUUCAUCAACCAGAAAAUCAUGAACUUGAUGCAAAUGUUAAGAUAACAAAAUCAAUGAAAAAUGAUUCAAUUGAGGGAAAUACAGUAAAUAAUGAAUUAGUAAUAAAAGAAAAAGUUGAUUCAGUAAUUGAUAAAUCAGAAGAGAUUUUAAAAGAUGAAAAUGAUGUAUCUAUGCAAGGUGUGCAAUCAAAUGAAGAUAUUGAAACUCAUGUCUCUAAACCGAACAACAUUAUGCUAAAUGACUUAAACAACAGAGAAAGUGAUAAGAACACUGAUAUAACACAAAAUAAUAUAUUUGAAUCACUUGUUAAUGGUGAUAAAUGUGAUAAAGAUCGAUUAAAUGAUAGUGAUAAUAGUACAAAUUCUUCUAAACUACUACAAUUGCUUGUUUCUGAUGAUCAUGCAAUUAAGUCUAAGCUUGAUCUUCAAAAACAAAAUAGUGUUACUGAAGAAAAUAUAAAAUCUGUAUACAAAGGAAACUCUAUAGUAAAUUCUACCAGUAAGACAUCAUUACAAACUGAAAACACGUCAUCCACAUUGGAUGAAAAUAAUUUAUCUAGCGUCAAAUCACAAAAUAGUUCAUUAGGUUCUAUUACUAAUGUAAUAGAUGGUGAUAAUAGUGAAAAAAGCGUUCUUCAAGUUCCAGUAACUACUCAAAGAAGGAGAAGGCGAACGAAGAAAAUGAUUGCAGCAGCUCAAGAAGCUGUUUCUGAAGAAGAUAAGCAAGUUAGAGAAAGUGGAAGGCAAAAGAGGAAAACUGCUAAGAAUGCAGAGGAAAUCAUUCGAAAGAAAUUCCUUAAUCAUGACAGUGAUUUAGAAUCAAGUGAUAGUUCAGAAAAGUUUGUAAUUGUUAAUCAUAAAGUAAAUCAGGAUGCGCGUUCUUUAUCUCCGCCGUCUUUGAAACGCAAUUGUUCCGAUCUGGAUAAUAUAACAAUGAAUGGUAGUGUUAAAAAGAUUAAAGUAAACUGUGAUUCGCUAUCCGACGAGUCAGCAUCGAAAGAAAAUAUUAAGAAACUCGAUUACGUUCAUAAAUUUUUCCAAAGGGAUCUGAAGGAAAAAUUGCCCAAGUUGACGCAAGAAGAACUAGAAGAGCUACUAAUACAGAAGAUUGUUGAAACUAUUACAAUGCGCGGUGAAAUUGGUAAAUUGAGGGAGCAAGCUCGUAUAUCAGAAAGAAAUCAAGAAGUAACACGUGCAAAAUGUCAGCAAUUGGCGAAGCAAAUUAAAGAUUUCGAAAUGGUUUUAAGUCGUAAUGCCGCAGAUCGACGCGCUAAUAAUGAUAAACCUAUUCCGCCAAUUAAAAUCAAUAGAUCUGUUGGAUUGCAAGUUAAUUUUAUAACUGAUCACGGAAUACAAAAUUUGAGACAAAUGCAGCAGAAUUCUAAUCUAAAGUCUGUAAAUGUUUCAAAUAACGGUAACGCAUUAAAUACGUCUGGUAAUGAAAUGAAUAGUUUAACAAGUCCAAGGAAAGGAGUCAAAGUAAGAUCUCCAAGGCGAUCUGAACCGGUAACCGGUCCAGCUGCUGUGAUCUCGCAAAAUAGUACGCAGCCUCCGAACAUUAUGCCUACUAUAACUCCUGCAGCUUUAGUUGUAACUAAGCCUGUGGAAGUACAGCAUACUUUGCAAUUACCUAAUCAGUCUAACGUUCAACAAAUGAUAUCUAAUUCACAAUUGCCACCACAACAACAACAACCACAGCAAACUAUAGUUCUAAAUGGAAAGUUUUCGAAUCAGUUGAAUCGCCAGAAUACUACUGUGAAUGUUUCGAAACCUAGAACCAAUGAUCUAAUAGAUCUUACGGAUGAAGAGGAGAAAAGUAAAGGUGCUACCAGCCUGCCGGUAGUCACAACUACGAUCACCGAUCAACAAAUAAGUUUAGCACAAAAAACACAACCCUGUUUCCAAAGGGUAAUUCAAACGAUCCCCGGAAAUGUAGCUAUAACGAAUCAGCCACCUAGCAUAAGAGUAGUACAACCUGCUAGCCAACCAACACCUACUGCCUUAGUAAAUAAUAUGAACGCCCCCCGGUUAGCAUACGUAAUGCAAAGUGGCGUAGGUACGACGAGACAAUUAUUAAUAGCACCAAAUACUACAACGAUACGGCCAGUAACUUCCUGUAACAGAACAUCAUUUUCGACUCUGACUUAUAAAACUGCAGUAUCGACAGUGGCAAAUGGAACUGUUAGAGUUCUAACAACAUCAGCACCUUCAAAUAUACAGUUGCAUAAGCAUCCUGCUCCCUUACCGGAUACACGAAAUUACGUUGGAAAUGCUGUGUGGAAGUUGCCACCACCAGCUCCGUCAUUGAAAAUUUCUAAGGUUGCAAAUGGUAUUGUAUUAUCCUGGAAUAUGAAUUUAUCUGAUAAAUACGCAGAUAUUGCUAGUUAUCAACUAUAUGCCUACCAAGAAGUUGCUGGUAUUCCACCUAAUACAUCAUUAUGGAAAAAAGUAGGAGACGUUCGAGCUUUACCACUGCCUAUGGCGUGCACUCUUACGCAAUUUUCCGAAGGAAAUAAUUAUUACUUCGCAGUCCGAGCAGUUGACACACAUUCCCGAAAAGGACAAUAUAGUAUACCUGGCAAUAUUUCUUUAUAAAAUAUACGACCAACAUUAAAUUAUUGUUUUUAAUCUUACUUUUAACGCACAGUUGUAAUGUAACAAGUCAUGACACAUAUAACAACAAAUUCCAUGCAGUCUUCUAAAUCAUCAUUUACGUUGUCAUGUCUAUUGCAUAUAAGAUAGAUUUAACAAGAAAUUUCAGAAGUAUUUGUACUUGAGAAGUAUGCUGUACGUAGUACACGUACAAGUGAAUUUAUUGUGCAGUAGUAAGUAUUUGUUUAAUUAUAAGUGCAUAUUGUUCUCGAAUUGUUAGUGACUUCGAUUACGAAUACAGCUACACAUAUUUUUCUUGCUCCUUUUUAUACGCCUUUUAAUUUAUAAAAUCAAAAAAUUAUGAGGAUAUUACUUGUGACAAUGUAUAGUUUAUCAUUCUGUCUUUGCUUAAAAAAUUGCAAUAUACGAGUUUUUUAUAAAAUUUGCGUGCCAUGUUUCAUGAAGUAUUAUUCACGUGUCAUCCAGUAGUAUACAAUAAUUAAGUAUAACAAUAAAUGUUUUAAAUUCUGUAUAUUCAAAAUGAUAUAUACAUAUAAAAAAAGAAAUUAAUUACAGUAAUGUGCUGGUAAAAAUCUAUGUCUGUACAAAGUACAUAACUUACUCUAGUCAACAAGAAUUUCUUUAGCAAUUAUUUUGAUAUUCAUAACUCGUAAAGACUGCUAUGAUUAAAGACAAAUACGCAAUUGCUUAAAAGUCUGAUAUCGAUAUUAUUCACUGAAGGUGUUCAUCAAUGUUGCUUUACGUUACUUAUUAAAUAACGCCUGUUCUCAUUUGUUUCAUUAACUUCAAUUUACUCCUAUUGUUAUUUUAUAGACAAGUCUUGCUGAUACAUAAUUUGCUCAAUUUUUUAUACAUUUGUAAUAAAUUUAAAAUGUUGAACAAUGAUAUACACUGUGCAGAUUUCUCAAUUAUAUAUAUAUAUA
This is a messenger RNA of Nomia melanderi (Alkali bee), 6327 nucleotides long. The record is from RefSeq and is a predicted model, not a curated record. Lineage: Eukaryota; Metazoa; Arthropoda; Insecta; Hymenoptera; Halictidae.